ACGAACGUAUUGAAUUUCGACUACUACGAAUAUCGACUAUUAAAUAUCGACUACCACGUACCCGGUGUUAAUCGAAUGUCAUUGUUUUCGAAAGCAUUUCAAGUUAAUGCAGUUUUUAUCUGUACCCGAUUAUGUGAAGUUCUACGAGAUAAUUCACAUCGAGUGUAUUAAGUUUUACACUCUAACGUUACGUGAUCAUAAAAACUUAUUUGUCAAUUUGAUCGACAGAAAAACGUCUGAAUCACAAUAUGGAGGACAUCAAUAAGGAUGACAGUGCGUCGCCAAAUGCGAAUUUCGUCAUCGUUGGUGCAGGAUUGGUUGGCUGUUUAGCUUCUGUUUAUCUGUCCAAAUUGGGAUUCAAAGUGAACGUUUACGAGUACAGAGAAGAUAUCAGAAAAAACGUCCAAACUCGUGGAAAAUCCAUCAAUCUAGCAUUGUCUCACAGAGGAUUGGAAGCUUUGAAAAAUGCCGAUAUUGCCUUGGCCGAUUUCACUCAUAUGCUGGUGCCUAUGAAGGGACGUAUGAUUCAUAAACGUAAUGCAAAUUGCGAAGCUCUAAUGUACGAUGUUAAAUACCAACGACAUAUAUACUCGAUCGGAAGAAACGAAUUGAAUAAAAUGUUACUAAAUGAAGCUGAAAAAAAGGGCGUUAAAUUCAACUUCCGAUGCAAAGUGGUAAAAGUAGAUUUUCAAAAGAAAAUUUUAAACAUUUCCCAGCAAUCGUCAAACGAAGACAAACCUCAGGAAGUGAAAUACGAUUAUUUGAUCGGAUGCGACGGAGCUUACUCUACGAUUCGUCAUUGUAUGAUGAGAACACCGUUAUUCAAUUUCAGCCAGACGUAUAUCGAUCACGGUUACAUGGAGCUCAGCAUCCCUGUUAAUGCCCAACAGUCUGAAAAAAACAAAAUGACGCCAAAUCAUUUACACAUAUGGCCCAGAGUUACGUUCAUGAUGAUAGCGCUGCCAAAUGAGGACGGAUCUUGGACGGUAACGCUAUUCAUGCCGUUCGAGCAAUUUGGUAAAAUUAAAAAUCGGCACGAUUUGUUGGAUUUUUUUGGGCAACACUUCGCCGACGCUUUACCACUGAUUGGACAUCAGAAUUUAAUCGAGACGUUUUUCAGUUCAACUCCACAACCUUUGGUUUCCAUCAAGUGUGACAAGUACACAGUCGGUAAUGAUUGUUUGAUUAUGGGAGACGCCGCUCACGCUGUUGUGCCAUUUUUCGGCCAAGGCAUGAACGCUGGCUUCGAAGACUGUCAAAUUUUGUAUGAAAUUCUCAAGCACGAACCUUCUUCGAAAGCGUUCGAAUCGUUUUCGAAAAAACGAAUUAUCGAUACCCAUGCCAUAUCGAAUCUCUCCAUGUACAACUACCUCGAGAUGCGAAAUUUGGUCGUCAGUAAACGAUUUCUACUGUUGAAAAAACUUGACAAUAUGCUCUACAAGUAUUUGUGGAGUGAAAUGUGGAAACCUCUAUACGUACACGUAACGUUUUCAAGUACACCGUACUCGAGAUGCCUUCAAAUACAAAAAUUUCAGCGUCAAGUUCUCAACGCGUUUGGUUUUGCUAUCGUGAUUUUACUGGGCCUUCUAGUACUUGGAAUAAAAUUCAGUUGAAUUCUGUAACAGUUUCUGGUCGCAGGCGGAAGUUCAUUAAAUCAGCAACACAAAUAAGGAAAAAUGUGCGCCUGCAACUGCUCAAGCAGUGUACCACAACUACAUCCAUGUCGACAUAUGUACUUACCUAUUGUAACAUUUACCUACAGCUUACUUCUUGCUUCACUUAAAAAUUUCCAAAAUAAUCCGCAGCUACAAUAAAAAGACUUGGAGGAACUUUUUAUUUUUAUUUUUUUUAUUUUAUUUUAUGUUGAAUUUAGAACCUGAUUUCCAUACUUAAUUGAGGCUUUUAAAAUAAAAAUUGACUUUUCGCUUUCUACA
Planococcus citri (citrus mealybug) is the source of this 1934-nucleotide messenger RNA. RefSeq names its product Kynurenine 3-monooxygenase cn (gene cn). Gene Ontology annotation, biological process: quinolinate biosynthetic process; L-tryptophan catabolic process. The coding region runs from base 249 to 1613 and encodes 454 amino acids. The transcript has 11 exons. Gene Ontology annotation, molecular function: FAD binding; kynurenine 3-monooxygenase activity. The record is from RefSeq and is a predicted model, not a curated record. Lineage: Eukaryota; Metazoa; Arthropoda; Insecta; Hemiptera; Pseudococcidae. Gene Ontology annotation, cellular component: mitochondrial outer membrane.